Molecule: messenger RNA, 1278 nt
Organism: Cetraspora pellucida
Lineage: Eukaryota; Fungi; Glomeromycota; Glomeromycetes; Diversisporales; Gigasporaceae
Source: the annotation of a GenBank genome assembly
AUGGAAACUAACAAGGAAAUUGAAUUAAAGGAUAACAAUGAUUUGGAUAUACCGAGAUUAAAUAAAUAUUAUCGCAGUGCUUGGAGGUCGUUAGAGUUGGAUAAUUCAAAGCUCGAUCAACGUUGUGACUUUCUUCAAAAUAAAUUUAAAAAUGAUAACUCCUUUGAUAAAAAUGAAAGAAUGUAUUUACUUACUAAGCUUGGAGAAUAUCAAGAAAAAUUUAAUUUAGUAAAUAAAACAGGCAAACCUAGGCGAUGUGAUUAUUGUCAUAAUUUGACUUAUUCUAUUCAGAAUUGUGAGCAAUGCAUUCGCGAUUAUUUGAAAAAACAAAAAUGGACUUCUGGUGACGAAAAAAUUGACAGAGCAAUUCAAGACGCUCAACAAAAUGCACUCUGUUCAUACCAAAUUAUUGAGUGGAUUCCUUAUGAAGAUCUUGAAGAUGUCGAAUAUUUUACUCAAGGUGGUUGUGCUACUAUUUAUAAAGCAGUUUGGAAAGAUGGCUGGUAUGAUACUUGGGAUAAUAAAGCAAAAAAAUUGUUAAGGUAUGGUAAACAGCUAGUUAUUUUGAAAAUGCUAAAUAGCUCUGAUAAGGAUAAGAAUAACCUUGAUUGGUUUGAUGAGGCUUUACACCAUUUCACAAUUGAUAAGAUUGCUCAAUAUCUCGUCCCUUGUCAUGGAUUAACAAAAGAUCCGAAUACCGGCAAUUUUAUGCUAGUUUUAAGACAUAUGAUGACUAAUUUACGAAAUUUCCUACUUGAAAAUAAUUCUACAAUUACCUGGGAACAAAGAUAUGACAUCCUUUAUGAGAUCACUUCCUGCUUAAAUGAAAUUCAUAGAAAGGAUCAUGUUCAUAGAGAUUUACAUUCUGCAUUAGCUGUCGUUAAAGGAAUGCGCCCCCAAAUAGAUCUUAAUAUUCCACAAGAAUAUGCGAUUCUAAUGGAGCAAUGUUGGAAUGCAACUCCAGAAAAUAGACCUGAAGUUUUAACGGUUUGGAAAAAAAUUCGAGAACUUAGAAUGAAACUUAUUGAGGCUAAAAGUUAUGGAAUGUUAGAAGAAGAGUUUCUUGGGAUACUUCCAAGUUCUACCAAAUUAGUAAAGGGCAAAAUUGUAUCAAGAAGAUGUUUUAGUAGUCUUCACACUUUGACAAAUAUUUCAGAGCCAAAGAAUGCUUCAAGAGUUGAUAGUGCACAAUUGGAAUUAUCAGUUCCUGAUUACGAAGAAUCAGAGGAUGAAUUAGAUAAUGAAUUAGAAUCAAACUCCAGAUUUCAAGUUUUUUAA